AGCUGCAACUGAAGGAUGUCAGAAGGCAAAGGGGGCCAGCCCCUCUCACAGCUCCAUGACAUCCUUCUGGAGUUCCAGAGGCCACAGCCGAGGACAGGAUCUCCCUCUCUGCACAACGCCCGCCCGUCCGCCUGUCUCAUGACCUCCGGGCCUCUCUCCUCCCUGGUUGCCAUUGGCUGUCUGCGGGGCCGCCCCCUAACGCCUCCCUCAUCCCUAGGAGCAAGCCCUCCAGAAGCUGGAGUGCAGCUCAGCAUGGAGGCAGCCGAGGCCAGGGCCCUUCUGCAACACAUCUUUCACCCUCUUCUCCCACUGGGGGUAGCCAGCGCGGAGGACCCUGAGGACGAGCCGUCGCCCCCAGUUCCAGAGGCAGCAUUCGCCCCAGAGCUGCUGGAACAAGCCGUGAAACUGGAGAUCCAGGGGAUUGCAGCAGCGGAGGCAGGAAAGGUGGACGAGGCCCUGGAAAGAUUUGGCCGAGCCAUCCAGCUGCUCCCGGAGCGAGCCUCUGCCUACAACAACCGGGCCCAGGCCCUCCGCCUCAAGGGGGACGCAGCAGGAGCCCUGAAGGACCUGGAGGCUGCUCUGCAGCUCAGCAAGGGGGCUGGCCGAGUGGCACGCCAGGCGGCUGUGCAGCGUGGGCUCAUUCAGCGGCUCCAGGGGGACGACGAGGCUGCCCGGAAGGACUUUGCCCAAGCUGCCCGGCUGGGGAGCCACUUUGCGCAUCAGCAGCUGGUGCUCAUGAACCCCUACGCAGCCCUCUGCAACCAGAUGUUGGCGGCAGCAAUGAAGCAGCUGCGAGGCCCCGGUGGCUCCAGGCAGGAGUCCUGUGAGGGGGCAGCCACAGUGUAAGCGCCACCCUUGGCUUGGCUAGCAGCUCCCUGACAAGGCCUCUCAAAGCCAUGAAUCCCACCAGCACAGCUGAGCAGAUGCAGCCCACGGCCAGAUCGAGCUGGAGGAGGCACUCGCCAGGCUGGGCUCUCGCUCGCUCGCCUGCAUGGAAAAUGUGAUUAAAAUGAAGUUAUUUUUGCUGCCGAUUAGCUUCU
Messenger RNA from Sphaerodactylus townsendi, 1040 nucleotides. It is a transcript of the gene TTC36, whose product is annotated as tetratricopeptide repeat domain 36. The record is from RefSeq and is a predicted model, not a curated record. Gene Ontology annotation, molecular function: protein binding. The coding region runs from base 16 to 846 and encodes 276 amino acids. Gene Ontology annotation, biological process: cilium assembly. Lineage: Eukaryota; Metazoa; Chordata; Lepidosauria; Squamata; Sphaerodactylidae. The transcript is spliced from 3 exons.